GAUGAAAAAGAAGUAACAAUGAACAGAUUGUCGUCAUCCGAGUCAAAUUCCAAUUCUGCACCAUCAAGCCCUCAUAAAGAUAUGGGAACAAUGGAAGGAAAUUUUAAGAUAACAGCACCAACUCCUGUACCAGCUCAGGAACAUGAAUCAAUGAUGUCAAUGAUGGACACUCUACCAGUGAAGAAUUCAGUCCAUGACAUUCCUGAUUUGCCAAUGCCACCACUCUCCAAGGCAGAACUUCUCGCUCUUUAUCAAGCUGCUGUUAGCAAAAGUGCUUCCCUAGCCAACAUAGCAGCCACUAACCCAUCAGUAGCUUCCAGCCUCCAAAAACUUCAUGCCCUUUUGGCUGCAUCCAAUAAACCAGACAGUGGAACUAUUCCAGGGUACUAUUAUUAUUAUUACCCAAUUAAAAGCUUUAUGCAGGGCACUGACAUGAAAAAACCUGAGCCGGAUGCAAAGCAUCCAGGUUCCAAGAAACCUAUGAUGGGUCACAUGGUUCCCACUGCUAUGAUGGUAAUGGACAAUGGAGAAAAGAAUGUGGAACCACUCUUCAUGGCUAUUGCAGGAUUUGUUGGUAUGGCAUUAAUGUUUGCUGCUUCUGUACUAUUUUUACCAAAAUUUGGUACCCUGCGCUCUAGAGGUAUCUCAGCUCUCAAACAUGCACCUGAUGAAUUUGUUGGUCUUACAAAGUUGGUUAUGGAUGCAAUAGAAGGGAAAGACUGCACUGAAAGGAUAGCAUGUGAAGUAGGUCGUGCAGUAAGGAAAAUGAAAAUUGAUAGUAAACCAAUAAGAAUUCUAGAGAUAUUAUUACCCCCACAUAUUGGAAAGCAACUGAUAGAAAUCCGCAAAGCAGCAGCAAGGAGAGAAAAAUGCAGUUUUAUACCAUGCAAAUCAAACCGCUCAAAUUUUACAUAAAAUGUUCAGAAAAUUCGCAGUUCAUCCACAACCCAACAAAUAUGCCAGUUUCAUUUCAAACUAACACUGUAAAUGAUCAGAAUUAAUUAUAGGUUAAUUAUGCAGGUAAACCUUCAAAAGAAGAAAGAAGAUUGGAGAAGCUUUUGUUUCUUGAUAUCAAAGUGGAGUCAGGGAUUUGAAGUGGUAUAUUUGCAAAAGAAAAUACACAAUUGAGCAUUAUUCUUUCUGACAUGAUUACUUUAAAUAUAAGCUAUUAUUUAAGACUGUACAAAUUCUUAUGAUUUAGAGUUUAUUAGAUAUUUUACUCCUAGAUUGUAUGAAGAUAUUGUUUGUUCAAUGCAAUUUAACCAAAAAAUAAUGAAUUAUUAUGAAUGUCUUCAUGAACACAGAACAUUGAUCCAUGUUUGUCCAAGAUCUCUCUUAUUUAUAACAUCAACAAAGGAAAAUAGAAAAAUGUCAUUCUCAUCACUGAGUGGUGUUUGGAAAGCACUUGAUCUUAUUUUUAUUAUUGAUUUUUUUUUUUUUUUAAUUAUAAGUUAGCUGUAAUAAAAUUAGGCAGAGGUGGAGAAUCUCAUUUCAUUAUUUGAGGGUAAUUUUAUUUUCUUGGGUAUAGGUCUAUGGUGUUUUGAGUUUACACAAAAUAUAUAUUCAAGUGUAAACAAAAGUAGGUAAAGAUGGCCUUUGUAAAUUUUUACAUCAAGGCAAAUUGAUCAGGUUGGCGCACAUGUUGCCAAUCCAGGUGUUAUGGUUGGUAUGUUAGUAACAUUGCUACAUAAACUAGGGAUUUGUCGCAGUGUCCAGGUAUGGGUGUUGGGAGAUUAAAUGGUGUUUCGAAAUAUCUUGUAUGAAUUACUGUUUGAAGAUGG
Molecule: messenger RNA, 1781 nt
Organism: Gryllus bimaculatus (two-spotted cricket)
Lineage: Eukaryota; Metazoa; Arthropoda; Insecta; Orthoptera; Gryllidae
Source: the annotation of a GenBank genome assembly